Mya arenaria is the source of this 1975-nucleotide messenger RNA. RefSeq lists its product as uncharacterized. Bases 275 to 1975 code for a protein of 566 amino acids. The record is from RefSeq and is a predicted model, not a curated record. Lineage: Eukaryota; Metazoa; Mollusca; Bivalvia; Myida; Myidae. Gene Ontology annotation, molecular function: zinc ion binding. The transcript is spliced from 2 exons.
ACUUGACAUUCAAUAACUAGUUUUAAUGUUGACACAGGAAUAUACAACAGCAUGUUUAAACACAUUUUUUGAUUUGAAAUUGAUUGUUAAUUUAGCACGGUUGUAACUUCGCUUAUCAUUUUGAUAUCGUGUUAGAUGUCAGUGUUUAAUUGAUUCAAAUAUUGGUUUUCUUAAUAUCAGCUCAGUGCAAAAUAAUUUACUUCCUAGUAACAAACUAAACAGAAACCGACUUUUUGAACUAGUUUAUGGGUCAUUUUUAAUCCCAGGAGCGAAAAUGGCAUCUAAUUUUGAAUCAUCCAUUCAGAGGGGCUGUGACUUCAUACAUGAUUUUUCCUGCUUUCCUUGUGAAGAAAACGGAUAUAACACAGAAGCUCAACAUUAUUGUACUCAAUGCAAAACAUAUUACUGCAAAAACUGUGUUUCAAAACAUAACGUAUUAUAUCAGAAGCACGCGGUGCUCGGCCGGAAGGAUGUGAAGAAAUGGGAGGCAGCCCCAGGGGUUGUGGACGCCCUGGAGAGAUGCGGAAUGCAUCCCGGGGAGGCACUGAAGCUGGUAUGUGCUGACCAUGACCAGCUGUGUUGUCCUGUGUGCGUCGCCGUGGACCACAGACAAUGUUCCAAAAUCCAGCCCAUUCCAGAUGUAGCAAAAGGUAUUCAGAGAAAUAUUGAGUUUCAACGAAUUCCAAAGAAUAUAGCUGAACUAGAAAAGCAAUUCGAGCUGAUGAAAGAAGCAAGAAUGAAGAAUACGACAUCUCUGAAAAAGACGCGGGCAGCUAUUUCUGAUGAAAUUAAAAUCAUAAGGAAAAAGAUCAACGAAAUCCUUGACAAGAUUGAGAAAACAACUUUACAGGACUUGGACGAUAUUAUAGCUAAACUUGAAAACAACAUAAAGAAAGAUAUAAAAACUUGUGAUAAAAUGACUAUCGAACUGCAAAACAUGAUGGCCGCUUUUCAAACCAAAGCAAAAUCAAGCGAGUCAAAAUCAUAUAUUGCGUACAGAAAGAGCCAGGAUAUGGUUUCACGAGGAAGCGAUAAUCUUCGUAGCAUAACAGCUAUUGAGUGUUACAAUGUAACAUUUCAAUCCAAGAACCUUAUCGAAGAACUUUUAUCUUCAAUAAAGACCUUUGGAGCGAUUGAAGAACAAACUGUUAUGACCAUACAACGAAAAUAUCCGCUUUCAGAUCCAAACCACGUCUUCAGUGUUGCAGAGUAUAAGGAGUACAACGUGAAGAUGAGUGAUGACAAAUGUCAAUGUUAUAUCUAUGGCGUAUGUGAAUUGCCUAGUGGAGAGUUUGUCAUAGCAGACUUGAAUAAUUGUAAAGUUAAGCUCCUGGACAACGAGUACAGGGAGCUCGCCCACUGUGAUAUCCCGGAGAAAGCAUGGGGCGUGUGCCACAUUGACGGAGAUGAAGUGGCCGUUUGUGUUAGCCGUGAACUUCAUUUCAUUAAUGCUACGCAAGGGAAACUCGUUACUUCGAGAAAGUUAAGCUUCAACCAUUCAUGUUAUUCCGCAGUUCAUCAUGGUGGCCAGCUUUACAUCGCCUCAUGUAACGCACUGUACAUCUACACGAUGUCGGGACAGAAGGUGAAGAUGUUGUACGAGGACACGCCUGGGGGCACGAAAUUUGGCAAAUGUGCCAUCAGUAACGACGGGAAGACAAUCUACAUCACAAACUACAGUAAACAUCAACUGAUCACCCUAGACAACAACGGCAACAAGCUGGCCUUACUCACUGACACUGACAUGAAACAUCCUACCGGAGUACACGUGACACCUGCUGGACACGUGUUCCUCUGCUGCCGUUACUCCGGCAUUGUGCUGCAGGUUGACAAAGACGGGAAGAAGAAGUUGGCCACACUGGCAAGGAAAACAGACGGAGUGUACAAACCGGGUGAUUUAUUUUUCAGCAGCCGCUUUUCUUCUCUGAUUGUUGGUGGAGAAAUAAACACACUUUUUGUUAUCAAGUUAAUUUAA